AUGGACGUUACACCUUCCGUUCCUGUUGCUGAUAGCUCCCCGGCGUUGCCUGUGAUUUCUGUGCCCGCACCUGUGGAGGCCCCGUUGCCGGCUCCCACAGCUGUCGAUAGCAUUGAGCCGCCGAUAGUGUCUGAACCCGCACCGGCAGCUGUAACGCUGUCCGUGUCGGAACCCGUUCCGGAGGCUGCUCCCUCUGUUGUGACUGAGAAUGUGUCUGCUGUAGCCACCGUUGUUGUCGAUAGUGAGGAGCGUCUUGCCGCCCCCGCGGAACCUAAACCGCGUCGGGAAAGGCCGAUUGAGAGAGCUGACAACGUCCCCCGCUUUCGAAGCGCUAGUAUUUCGGGUGUUUCUUCUCGUAAGGGGCGAACGCCGUCCCCGGUGGUGACUUGCGUCCCACCCUACAAGUCCACCUCAAAACAGAAGAAAUUGCAACGGGCCUCGCAGCGCGCGGCUGUUGACUCGCGGCAGGUGUCGGCUGCCGAUCGCCGUCGACAGCGGCCUGCCGCUCACAGUCAGCCUGAGGCGUCCGUGAGUUCCGCAGAGUUUAAGAGGGACGAGACAGUUCGUCAGCUCAAAGUUUUCCUUACUCAAACGGACCCUGUCGUGACAACCGAUACGGCGAUGAACGUUCCUCCGAGCGUGCCGCCUGCACAAGUGGCAGGCAAACGCAAAUCGGACGACUCACAUUGCCGUCGCAUCCGGCCGCACUCGCAGGAUUCUGGAUCUGAUCCUCCCGCCGGCGCUGGACCUGCCACGGCGGCUCCGUCGGGUGCCGCUCUUGCUAUGGACACGGAGGUGGUUCAGCCCCCCGUGUUUUCUAGUGCAAAGUGUGACUGGGCGGCGGACGUGGAGGUGGAUGAAGGGACUGGCAGCGGUACGUAA
This is a messenger RNA of Schistocerca cancellata (South American locust), 882 nucleotides long. RefSeq names its product calphotin-like. Lineage: Eukaryota; Metazoa; Arthropoda; Insecta; Orthoptera; Acrididae. The record is from RefSeq and is a predicted model, not a curated record. The transcript has a single exon. Bases 1 to 882 code for a protein of 293 amino acids.